AUGUCUUCCACUGAUAAAAAAACCCCAGCCCCAGAUUAUUCUAUUAAGAACUCCGAUGUUGUAUCCAAGUAUAAAACAGCUGGGGAGAUCUCAAACAAAGUUAUUGCCCAAGUCAAGGCAUUGGCAGUCGAUGGAGCAACUACCUACGACCUUUGUACCAAAGGUGACGAAUUGAUGAAUGAAGAGUUAUCCAAGAUUUACAAUUCCAAAAAAACCAAAAACACUCCAAAGGGGAUUGCCUUUCCAACUUGUGUAAACCCAAACCACAUCCCUGCUCAUUUGGCUCCUGUUAAUGCUGAAGACGAGGCCAACAUUACUUUACACAAUGGUGAUGUUGUAAAUAUCAUGUUGGGAAUUCAAAUUGAUGGAUUUCCAUCAAUUGUUGCUGAAACUUUAGUGAUUGGUGCCUCUAAGGAAUCUCCAGUCACCGAUAAAAGAGCAGACUUAUUGAACGCUGCCUGGACAGCAUCUGAAGCCGCUUUAAGAACUUUUAAACCAAGCAAUAGAAACUGGGACGUCACAAAUGUUGUUUCCAAAGUCGCUAAGGAAUACGAGACCGUCCCAUUGGAAAAUAUGUUAUCUCACAAUCAAGAAAGAUUGGUUUUAUAUGGACCAAAAGAGAUCAUUCUUAAUCCUUCCAAGCAAAACAAGAACUCAAUGGAAACCCAUAGAUUUGAAGAAAACGAAGUUUACGGAUUAGAUAUCUUAAUUUCGACUUCUGCUGAUGGUAAAACAAAGCCUUCCAAUUUCAGAACUUCUAUGUAUAAAUUGACUGGUGAAACUUACGCAUUAAAGAUGAAGAUGUCUCAUAAGAUCUUGACUGAAUUCAAAGCUAAAUGUAACAAUCAACCUUUCCCAUACAAUAUCCGUAAUUUGGAAGACCCAAAGAAGUCCAGAGGUGGUUUAGCUGAACCAGUUAAUCAUAAAAUCUUAUUGCCUUACGAUGUUGUUGUUGAAAAGGAAGGAGAAUACGUUGCUCAAUUCUUCACCACUUUUGGAAUAACCAAACACGGAAUUGUUAAAUAUACCAGUCCUGAGUUUGAUGCCGAUUUUUACAAAUCAGACAAGCUGAUUAAAGACGAAGAGAUUUUGAAAACCUUGGAAGAACCUUUGAAUACAAAACCAGUUAAAAAGAAGGGUACUACUGCCACUGAGCAAAAUUAG
Molecule: messenger RNA, 1164 nt
Organism: Candida albicans SC5314
Lineage: Eukaryota; Fungi; Ascomycota; Pichiomycetes; Serinales; Debaryomycetaceae
Exons: 2
Coding region: 1-1164 (387 amino acids)
Source: RefSeq, a predicted model, not a curated record